AUGGAUGGUGAGUGUGAUAUUCAUCAUGUGACUGUCUCGACUACUCUACUAUUUGCUAUCAACAGUUCGGGCGCAUCGAAACAAUACCGUUACGUUAGCUUAUCGUGGCCCGGAAUGAUAGGUGUGCUAUCUAGCGUCAAUGAAACCGAGAUCUAUUCAACGGAAAAUGCUGGACCUUCGCAAAUCGGAGCACAAGUCAAACGUUUGACCUCUUUUCCUUAUAUGGCAACUCAUCUGCAUUUGAAAAGUUUACAUCUGAUACAAACGCUUAACAAUCAUCCAAAAUGUUGGCCUACGGACAAAGCUACCAGUGAACUGAAAGGGCCUAUCUGUAGUCCUGUUCAUUGCAUCGUUACGAAAAGUAACACGUAUUGGAGCGUGGAACAUAUUCGAUCAUUACUGCAAUCGGCAUGCAAAGGACAUACGAAACAUACAAUUGAACAUCAGAAUUUGGAAUGUGAACAAAGUUCUACAAACGAAGAUACUCUUAGUGUAUACAAUUUUAUCGGCGCAGCAUUUCUAGCCUGCAAACCAGAAUCGUUAGAACAUCUAUUCGUUGGUAGUGCAAAUGUUUUAAUCAAUGAUGGUAUGGCACGUGCCAGUCCUACGACGAGUUAUCGUUCGGUGGACAUUAACUGCAUUCUCUUUGCACCACCGUGCGUUGUAUCUAUCGACUCUAUGGUAAUGCAGUGA
This is a messenger RNA of Adineta ricciae, 693 nucleotides long. Lineage: Eukaryota; Metazoa; Rotifera; Eurotatoria; Adinetida; Adinetidae. The record is from the annotation of a GenBank genome assembly.